Messenger RNA from Astyanax mexicanus (Mexican tetra), 1351 nucleotides. RefSeq names its product NACHT, LRR and PYD domains-containing protein 3-like. The transcript is spliced from 7 exons. Lineage: Eukaryota; Metazoa; Chordata; Actinopteri; Characiformes; Acestrorhamphidae. The record is from RefSeq and is a predicted model, not a curated record. Bases 122 to 1351 code for a protein of 409 amino acids.
GCAGUAAAGGAGAGAGUGAAAGUAAGUUCAGUCUCCGCCAUUAGAAGAGGACAGAAGUCCGGAUUCACUCGGGGUCGGUGUCGGCAGUGUUCAGCUGUGUGUGAAUGAAGAAGAGUAAAAGAUGGAUCUUCAGAACUCCAGCAGUGGAGGAGGACCUCCUGUCCUAAAGGAGAAGAGAGCAGCAUCUCCAGCCCCCAGUGGAGUGUCUAUGAAGAGUGACGCGUCCAUGAUGAUUCCUCCAGGGUUCAGCAGUGGAGGAGGAAGCUCUGGGUCUCGAACUGAAACCCAGAGAGGAGCUUCUCCAGAACCCAGCUGUGUUUCUAUGAAGAGUGACCAGUCCAUCAUUAUUCCUCCUGAUUUCAGCAGUGAAGAUAUGACCUCUGACCCACAUGAGAAGAAAAAAAACUUUUCCAGAAAAGAACUGGACCACAUAUUCAAGGAGCUGCAGGAGAAGUUUAUCUCUCUAGUGAAGAACGAGCUGAACACAUUCAAGAAUCUCCUAAAUCCAGAUUACCCAGCAUGCUCUGAGGGAGAGGUGGAGGACGGUCAGAAGGAGGGGGUGCUGAAGGUCACACUGCACAUCCUGAGGAACAUGAAUCAGGCAGACCUCGCCAACACACUAGAGAGCAAAUUGGCCCCAGCAUGCCAACGAAAGCUCAAAUCCAAGCUGAGAGAUAAAUAUCAGAUACUUAAUGAAGGAAUCUCAGGCCAUGUAAAGUCAGCACUUCUGAAUGAGAUCUACACUGAGCUCUACAUCACAGAGGGAGAUGGAGGAGAUGUCAAUCAGGAACAUGAGGUGAAACAGAUGGAAGCUGCAUCCAGGAAAAAAACAACACAGGAAAAACCAAUCAAAUGCAACGACAUCUUUAAACCAUUACCAGAACAGAAACGACCCAUCAGAACUGUACUGACUAAAGGAGUUGCUGGAAUUGGAAAAACAGUCUCUGUGCAGAAGUUCAUUCUGGACUGGUCUGAAGGAGAAGUAAAUCAGGACAUUCUCUUCAUAUUUCCACUUCCUUUUAGAGAGCUGAAUCUGAUGAAGGAGAAGAAGCUCAGUCUUGUGAAUCUUCUUCAGAGCUUUUUCCCAGAAACACAAGAUUUAAAACCAAGACAUUAUAAGAGCUACAAGAUCAUGUUCAUUUUUGAUGGUCUGGAUGAGUGUCGACUGCCUCUGGAUUUCCAGAACAAUGAGAACUUGGUGAAUAUAGAAGAGCAAACCUCAGUGGAUGUCCUGCUGACGAACCUCAUCAAGGGGAAUCUGCUUCCCUCUGCUCUCCUCUGGAUCACCUCUCGACCACCUCUCGACCAGCAGCAGUCAGUCAGAUCCCUCCUGAGUGUGUUGAUCAGGUAA